Molecule: messenger RNA, 2152 nt
Organism: Triticum dicoccoides
Lineage: Eukaryota; Viridiplantae; Streptophyta; Magnoliopsida; Poales; Poaceae
Product: probable chlorophyll(ide) b reductase NYC1, chloroplastic
Exons: 10
Coding region: 94-1599 (501 amino acids)
Biological process (GO): PSII associated light-harvesting complex II catabolic process; chlorophyll catabolic process
Molecular function (GO): chlorophyll(ide) b reductase activity
Source: RefSeq, a predicted model, not a curated record
ACACAAACAAAAAGGAGCGCACAGUACGAGCGAGAACCGACCGGAGCGAGAGGAAGAGCACAGGAUCCUUAUCUCCUCCGGGGGAAGCGCGCCAUGGCCGCCGCGGUCGUCCACCUCUCCGUCCACGCCCGCCUCCGCCGCUCGCCGGAGGUCGUCGUCUCUCAGGCGUGCCACCGCCCUUCCCUCCUCCGCUGCCGCGCGUUCAAGCAGGAGGCCGGCGGCGACGACGAGAAGCCGUCGUCGCCACCGAACGAGCCGCGGAAGUGCAGGAAGGGGCCGCUGUACACGCUGAAGGCGGCGAUCCAGGGGCUCGCGGGGUCCCGGUCGGCGGCGGCGGAGGUGUAUGGCGGGCAGCAACAGUACGAGCUCGCCGUCGAGAAGGCCGAGGAGAUCUUCUUCUCGGUUGCUACUCAGGUAGGCAGAUAUGUCAUCACUAUGAUGAGCAGUGGUGUUGUACUAGCAGUUGGAUUUCAGUUAUCAGGUGGAGACAGCCAAACGGAUGCACUAAUUUGGUAUAGCUGGCUUGGUGGAGUAAUUAUCGGCACAAUGCUAGGUGCAAACAGUGUCCUAGAGGAACACUGUAAAGCUGGACCUCGCAAUGUUGUCAUAACGGGAAGCACAAGAGGGUUAGGAAAAGCACUUGCUCGGGAGUUUCUUCUUUCUGGAGAUCAUGUUGUAAUUGCUUCCCGCAGCCCUGAUUCAGUUCUUCAGACCAUCAAUGAGCUUGAAGAGAACAUACAGGAGGGCUUGUCAGUUGCCAAGAAGAAACAAAGAGAAACUUUAUUACAAGCUAAGGUUGUUGGUACAUCUUGUGAUGUUUGCAAACCAGAAGAUGUAAAAAAGCUUGUAAAUUUUGCUGUUGGUGAGCUGGGUUCAAUUGACAUUUGGAUAAAUAAUGCUGGCACAAACAAAGGUUUCAGGCCACUGGUAAAUUUUUCAGAUGAAGAUAUUACCCAGAUCGUCUCAACAAACCUAGUUGGUUCUUUGCUCUGCACCAGAGAAGCUAUGGAUGUCAUGCAAUACCAAGAGAAGGGAGGUCAUGUAUUCAACAUGGAUGGAGCAGGAUCUGGAGGAUCAAGCACACCGUUGACAGCUGUUUAUGGCUCAACUAAGUGUGGACUAAGGCAGUUCCAAGCAUCGCUUAUGAAGGAAAGCAGAAGAUCAAAAGUUGGAGUACACACUGCAUCUCCUGGAAUGGUCCUUACAGAUCUCCUUCUAAGUGGCUCAUCUCUCCAAAAUAAACAGAUGUUCAAUAUAAUAUGCGAGCUUCCAGAAACAGUAGCAAGGACAUUGGUUCCAAGAAUGCGAGUUGUGAAAGGAAGUGGAAAGGCAGUAAACUACUUGACACCACCAAGAAUCUUGCUUGCCUUGGUUACUGCAUGGGUUCGCCGAGGCCGAUGGUUUGACGAAGAGGGGAGAGCAGUAUAUGCAGCCGAGGCUGAUAGAAUUCGCAAUUGGGCUGAAAGUCGAACACGCUUCUCCUUCACAGAUGCCAUGGAGAUGUACACAGAGAAUACAUGGGUUUCCGUGUUCUCACUCUCUGUCGUCUGUGCGUUCAUAAUGCUUUCCAGUUCGGGCGGACCUUUCCCUGGCACAUAAUCCCUGGAGUCGCCAAACCAGAUAAUUCUUUUUUCACCACUGGGAUUCUAUCAUCCAAUGACAUAUGUUGCGAAUGGGGCAAAGGUGAUCCCAGACGCGUAAUUAUGCGCAAAGAGGAUCAUCAUCAGCCGCCUUACCAUUUAAGGAUAAGCUAACCGAGCCCUCAGAUUAAGAAAAGGGUAAAUAGCAUUUGUUAUGUGGGCAUUCCACUUACUGUAAGCUAGUGUGUAAAGCUGUCUUGCAAGAACAUGUGUCUGAAGUAACCAGAGCAUGGAAAGAGUCGACUGGCGUUGCUCGUCUCUUGUACAUGUACAUGUAGUAGUUAUGAUCCUUGUAAAUUCCCGGGUGUCGCGUUGUACCCUUCAAAAAUGUAUAGCAACUUUAGCAACACAGUUUAGAACUGGAAGGAGUUGCCAUACAUGGUUCGUCAGUGUAAAGUUCAAGAUAUGUAUGUCCCUGUUCUUGUAGAAUACAUACCAUGGGAGGACAAAAAAGGUUGUAUAGAAAGAAGCAAGACUGGGAAAUGUGAACUAAUGAAGUGGAUCUUUGUGUA